GUAAUGUCUGCCUCGUUCUAGGACGAUAUGUGUCAACUGGAGUUGGUUUUCCGCUUUGAUUUCUCGUGAAUCAAAACUAUUUGCUGAAGAUUCAUUCUGGCGUUGGAUCGAUGGCCACUGCUGCUCUGGCUCCAGUGGCUGCUCGUCCACCUUCCAGGUCAGAUCAACAACAUAAUGGAAAUAUCCAAGAACCUAAUCGACCUUUACGUUGGAGAGUGAUUGACGACCAACCACAUGUUGGAAAAUACAGGUUUAUACGAACUAUAGGCAAGGGGAAUUUCGCCAAAGUCAAAUUAGCGAGUCAUGUUAUUACGGGACAACAAGUCGCUAUCAAAAUUAUUGAUAAAACCCAGUUAAGUCCUUCAAGCCGUCAAAAGCUUUUCCGAGAAGUUAGACUGAUGAAAUUGCUGGACCAUCCAAACAUCGUAAAACUAUUUGAAAUUAUUGACAACGAUAAGAUUUUAUAUUUGGUAAUGGAAUAUGCCAGUGGUGGUAAGUUUUUAAUUACUUUUCCUCUAGGUUAUAUAAAAAUACCCCUCUCAUCAUACUACAUUUAUACACUUAUUUAGUCAUAAGUUUUGUGAUUGCUUGGCCUAUUUACUUAUUUUACGAACUAAUUUGCUUGAGACGAUUUACUACAAUAACGUAUUCGACGAUUCAUUUAUAGACGUAAUUUUACCCGCUUGAAGAUGGUAUUUAACUCUAUGUUGUGGUUGUAAUCGAACCAUGUACUACAUUUUGAGGGUUUAUUAAUUCGGUCCGAAUUAUCGUUAUUUUUCUAUUCCAUUUAUGGUAAGACAAACGUUGGUUUCACGACCACAACCAAUUUAACACAUUUUACCGAUUUCUGACUUGGUAUUCUGUUUCGUCAUUUAUAUACAAAUGUCGGCUUAUUAGAUAGAAACUAUUAGUUUACAUUAUUAUAUUUUGAUUGUUGAAUAUUUAUACUACUUAGAGUUGAAGAUUCUGCAUACUACUAAAAUUACGAAGCAGUUCUAUUAUUCCGUACUUAUUUCUGAUUUUCCUAUAUGAUUUUGGCUGUAUCAGAAUCCUUUUAGUUAACGUUGUUAAAUAAAUAGAUUAUGAAUAACGAAACUUUACCAUAUUUUUGUUACCAAUCACUCCGGCUUCCUCAUCUAAAGCAAUGAUCGGCUAGUUUCCCGAAUAUCUAAGAAUAACCAUAAACAAUUCUCCCACCAACUUGCUGGAUAAUAAGUAACAAAUAGAAGUCUCUCGAUACUUACAUUCAUCUAAGAAACAGUCUUCUCUAACCUUUUAGCACACCACCUAUCAUUGCUUCGUUUUUUCGCAUUCGUUUUUUAGGUGAGGUUUUUGAUUAUUUGGUUGCUCAUGGAAGAAUGAAAGAAAAAGAAGCACGGGCUAAAUUCCGUCAAAUUGUUUCUGCUGUUCAGUACUGUCAUCAAAAACAUAUUAUUCACAGAGAUUUAAAAGCCGAAAAUCUCCUUCUUGAUGCCGAUAUGAACAUAAAACUGGCUGAUUUUGGCUUUUCUAAUGAAUUUAGUCCAGGCACGAAAUUAGAUACUUUUUGUGGAAGUCCUCCUUAUGCAGCCCCAGAACUAUUCCAAGGUAAGAAAUAUGAUGGUCCCGAAGUUGAUGUGUGGUCGUUGGGUGUUAUUUUGUACACAUUAGUCAGUGGGUCCCUUCCUUUCGAUGGUCAGACACUUAGAGAAUUGCGUGAACGUGUUCUACGUGGCAAGUAUCGCAUCCCGUUCUACAUGUCAACAGACUGCGAAAGUUUGUUGAAGAAAAUGUUGGUCCUUAAUCCAAGUAAACGAUACACUUUAGAGAUGGUGAUGAAAGAUCGUUGGAUGAAUACUGGUUAUGAAGAUAAUGUAUUGUCACCGUACAUAGAACCCGAACCAGAUUAUACUGAUCCUGUACGUAUUGAGAUUAUGGUCAAUAUGGGCUUCAGUCGUGACGAAAUAGAGAAGUCUUUAACUCAAGGAAACUUUGACGACAUAAUGGCUACUUAUCUCCUCCUUGAUAGAAGACGUUCUUCACUUGAUACAAGUUCACGUGAUGGUUCAAGUCUUUCUUUAAGGCAAAGUACUCAUUUACUUUCUGCUACAUCAAAUCCUGCAGCUAGUCCACUAAUCUCAACUGGUGGUGUUAAUUGUGCGAGUGUGGAACAUACCUCAAAUAUUUGCCCAGACGAUACGUUGUCUGUUUUACCUACAAAUGCUGAUACUGGACCAAUAAAUCAAAACGCACAUUCAAGCUCCAAAUUUACGGUCAAUUCUGGAAGUGCCACUCGUUCUACAAGUACAACACCACCUAGUACAGUAACGGUAGUCAAUAAUGGUGCCAAUAACAAGCCAGCUGUGAAUAUAAUCACUCCUUCAUGUAAUUAUAUUUUCAGUUUUAUUAGAUUUAUUUAAUACAUUAUUGCUGUUUAUAAUUCUGCAGAAUAUAGACCAUCGACGUAUUGUUAGCAUACGAUUAUUAUCUACUUCCUUUAUCUCUUUGUCAGCUUGCACUUCUGGGUCGGAAAGUUCAGGAACUACAGGUACCAGUACAAUAACUCCCAUUUCACAUGUCAGUUUGGCAUCUACAAAUACAUAUUCAUCUUCAAGUGGAAACGCGAACGUGAAUUACAAUACAGCCCUUAAUGCAAUUGAAGCAUCAUGUCCUUCUAGUAAUGUUGAAUCAAUUAAGUUGAUGCGGAAUGACCUUGUUCGUGCUUCAGAUCGUCCUGGUAGAGAAGAAUCUAGCCGGAUUUUGGCACGAUUACGAGGCUUUACUGAUGAAAUGGCCACUCCAGUUGUUGGUGGGGGUGGGCUUACAGCUUAUCCAAAUGUUCCAGGCCAACGAACAAGUAUUGAUGCAGGUACCAGCACAGUUCGUCCAACUACUGCCGGCCAGAGAAAACCCAUUCCUAUCACUUCACAAGCUCUGGGUGCAAACACGAAAUCAUCACCAAACUCCAACUCAGCUAUGGCACGCCGUACUCAUACUAUGAAUUAUGGGACAACAACCCCAACAUCUGGAGAUCAACAACAUUCUGUUAGGCGCCAACCGAUCAAUACAAAUGCAAGUGGACGCAAUACAUGUGUAUUUGAUAAUGCUAAUCCUAGGAACUCAGUCGCUCUUUCUGGUAUCACUGGUCUUUCUAGCGGAUCUGCUUUAUCGCCUUCGUCUGAUAAAUCUACAUCUGGGUCAUCAAGCGGAAGUGGUAACAAUCAAGUUACAACCAAUGGUGCUGGAAGAUUACCAUCUCAUGAAAUUCGAAGCCAUGUUACUCCUGCACUUGUUCCUAUGACUACGCGUACUAACAAAGUACAUCAUGGUGCCAAUAUAUCUAGUGGUACUGGUGGUGCUUAUCAUGCAGGUUUAUUAUUGGAAAGAUCUGCAACGUUGAAUACUGCAGGUCCUGGUACUAGUGGUAAUGGAACUUCAUCAAAUCAAUGUGCUUCUUCCACACGUGGAAGUGAUGUAGUUGGAGCUGGAGAAUUACAUCGUAAUCAACCUUGUGCCAAUAUUGUCGGUCGAAGCGGAGUGGGUACGUCAACUAACCAGGCGGGUUGUAACGCUACCUCUGUUGCCGCACGUCGUGUAGUUACAAAUACCAAUAAUAACACGUCUUCUGGAUUUAACAAUGGUAUAGGAACUAUCUUAGAGACUACACCUUUCCCUAGGCUUACACCAGAACGUAGAACUAUUCAUUCAACAAAUUCACCAAACAUAGACUUUGAUUUCGAUACAAAUAAUCAAAAUUCUAACAACACAGUCGCUGCUCGUUGUAUUAAUGUUUCACUUGCUGGUGCUGGGGCUACAAAUAGUAGUGGUAUGACUCACUUAACUCCUUCUGGCACUGGUCUUACCUUCUUCAAGGCACUUACUUCCAAAAUCGGUCGACGUGGACCUAAUAGUGGUGCAAUGGGCAAUAUGUCUCAGGCACUUACUGGUGGCACUGAUAUUUCACAUGUUCCAUUCUCAACGGCGGAUUCUAAUAUUGGGGCUUCCACAACCAGCUCGGGAUCAGGUUAUCUACCUGGAGAUUCAGUUUUUUCUGACUCCAGUGUACAUGGCGCAUACACCGAACCUGUUAGUCAGUUAACACCUGGAGGAAGCUCUGCUGGUUCUCCUGUUCCUCAAGGCGGGAAUCAAACUGUUCCUCAUACUGACGAUAAUGUUAAUGAUCAAACGAAACCACGAAGUUUACGUUUCACUUGGUCUAUGAAAACAACCAGUAGCAUGUGCCCGGAUAACAUGAUUAAAGAAAUCAAGAAGGUCCUCACAGCCAAUAAUUGCGAAUAUGAUCAACGUGAAAGAUACCUUCUCAUAUGUGAGCAUGGAGAUCCAAGCACAGAUGCGAAUGUUCAGUGGGAAAUGGAAGUUUGUAAACUUCCUCGUUUGUCUCUAAAUGGAGUUCGCUUUAAAAGAAUUUCAGGAACUUCUAUUGGAUUUAAAAGCAUCGCUUCCCAGAUCGCUAAUGACCUCAAACUUUAAUCAAUAACACUUUCGUUUGCAUACUGAUCUGUUUUAUAUCCCACUUCAAAUGAAGUUAUUUACUUUUCUGUAUACUUGAAGUGCCAGAUUACAACUAUGACUGUGAAAGAUCUUGGAUAAUAUUAAUACAUGCUCAACGGUAUAGUUUUUAUGCAGUACCUCUCGUUUUUUUUUUUUCAAAAUACUAUGCUGGGUCAUAAUAUCUUUGUUUCGAUACAGCCCACAAUGACAUGUUUUUCGUGAUUUCAAGUGUGUUCUUUGUCUGUAUGCGUUUCACAUAUACGCAUUUGUACAGGCCUAAUGAUCACUUUACAUGUGUGUAAAUCUUUUCUGUCAGAUCCUCUACAUUGUCCAAUUUGUAUUGUAGUGGUUAUUUCCGACCAAAUUUUAUUCAGACAUGUUUGUACUUUCCAAUUCUUUCUUUAUUAUUUCCUAUAUAUUCACUCCACUCAACAGCAUCAUUCGUUCUUAGACUUCUGAUAAUGUCCUCAGGAUUCCUUAUCUGCACUUUUCUGUUAACAUCUCUAAUGAAAUAUCUAAGCACACUUGUUUAUGUCAUUUAAGUAGAUUAUGACCACCCCUGUUUCACUUAUAUGUAUUUUUGUAUUUCUAACUGUCCCGGGUGUUUCAUUUUUGUUCGUUAAUUUUGUCUACCAAAUUGAGCUAUGGAAAUUUAUGUAAGUUAUUUCUUAGUCUUUAGUGUAGUACCUAUGUAUUCGUAUAGUAUUGUUUUUCAUUCCUUCAAAAUGAUCUCUUCUGUUAAUCUCACUACAUCUUUUCUUCUCAUUUAUCGUGCAGUCGUGCCACCUUAUUUGAAAAGUAGCAAUUUGUCAAUUUUAUUUUUUCAGUCUGUUAUCAUCCUCAUAACACUAUUUUCUCCUGAGGGUCGUCUAUCUCUACACUUUCAAUACUUCACAAUAAAAUACAAUAUAAGCCUUUCCUAUUGAUGCUCUGUUCCUUUCUACAAGUGGAUCUAAGAAUGCACAGUAACUAAAAUUAUUACUUUUUUGCCUUUUACAAUGCAUGCGCCAUCGCCUGUGUACACCGUUGAUAAUUCCUAAGGAAGCCAUAUAAAACGAUUGUGUAAGUCCCGUAUCAAAUGUUUCAUUUUUGCCUUCGGGAAUGAUAUCAGUGUAAUUACUAGAUAUUUGCAUUCUGUUCCAAAUUGAUUUUUCUUCUUGGUUCUUUCGUUUAGUUUACCAUAUUCCUCACUAAUAUUCAAUGUCGUAUAUAUUCUGUGAAUAGAUUUAUUGCGUUCAAUUAGUAACAUCCUUAAUUAUUGUUAUUAUUAAUGAUGGUCUGUUCUUAUUGUUUCUGAAUCUCGCUGUUAAUAAUAGUAUUAAUAAUAAUACACAUGACUAAGUAACUAAACACAUUUCAAUCUAUUUGAACUCUAACAUAUACUCUUCCUUUCAAGUGCGUUUUCCCAAAUGUACAAACCCUAUACACACAAAAAUUUGUUUCAAUGUUUAUAUUUUGUUAACUUCCUUCUUUCAUCUUUUGUUCGCCUCGUUUUUUCUUUAUAUUAUUAUGUAUGUUUUCGAUUUGUGAUAGGGUGAUUCCAUUUAAUUCUUUGAAUACGUUCUGUCCUAGAUGUUUAUUCUAAUGCAGGUUUCACCUUUAUUUCGUUAUCCAAUGCAGUUUAAAAGAUAUUUUAAUUUUCUGAAGUAUUGACAAUUAUUUUAAAUUCAUGCGGAAGUUACUUUGUGAUAUUGUUACUGUUCUCUUUUACAAAAUUAUGAGUUAUCUUUUCUGCCAUGAAACCUAGUUCCAUAAUGUGGUGUGAUUUAUUUCAUACGUGGUUAUACACUUUUCUCACCUGCACUGUUUGUUAUCUCGUGUAUCUGUGUAUAUUAGUAACUUACGGUAAAACUUAUUGCGCUAACUGUUCUUAUGGCGGAUGAUACAAAUAAUAAUGGGUUUUCGCCGGUGACUUUUUGCGAAAAGGAUAAAAAGUAGCUUGCCUUCUUUAAUCUUCGUACUGCUAUGUUUCACCAUUUCUAUUUUGCUUUUCCUUAAUUAAAUGUACCCCCUACAAAUUGUGUGCAAAAUUCAUUAUACCUUGGUAAGGAGAAAAAUCGGUUUCAUUUACUUAUGAUUAACAUUAUGAAAAACUUCUAUACGUAAUAGAUUAUCUCUUCUAUAUCAUGCAUACAUUUAAAUUGUUACAUCCAAAUGUUCGCUUAUUCACUAUCUUUCGUCUCUCUUAAAUCGUUUGUGUCCCUCAUUUAGUUCAAAGGAGUUGUUUUUCCAACUUCAUCUUGUACACCUUCUUUUAAAGGCUACAUUGACUUUACACACAUGCAAACGUACGUAUAUGUGUAUGAAUCAUCUGUCUAACCUUAUAUAUAUAUAUAUCCUAACGUAUUUAUUGAGAUUCUACAGCCACGUGAUCAUUUCAAUGCACUCGACUGUGUAGAAUUCCCACUACAGACAAAUGAAACUAGUGUUUAGCAAAUCGACUUUUUUCAUAUUUUAUUUUUUUUGUUAGUAGUUCACUGAGUUGUACCUGCUCAUUUUUAUAGUCGUGUUGAUGAUGACGAUAUUGACCAUCCCGUUUUUAUUACGGUUUUGGACGCUACUAACUCAAAAGUACGCUUAAUGUCUUAUUAAUAAGUGAAUAAAUUACUAGCAUAAUAGUGAAACUUUAGGUGGCGUCUCUACUUUUGACAACUUAAGCUAUCUUUAUGCGGUUAUUAAAAGGCGAUCAAUGAUGGUGAUCCAACUUUCACUGAAGUAACCAUUGCACAGCAAAGAUGAGCUUAUUAUAACUUAUAGGGCAAUUUUAAAAAAGACAAUUCUAAGCUUAGUCCAUUUGACAGCUAAAAAGAAAAUAGUUAUUCAAUAAGCUAACUAUCAGAAGUAUUUCUUGAAACCAGUAGUCCAAAUAUGUAAAUCAAAUUCUUGAUGACAUUUAGAAUUACCGACAUCAUUUAUGAUGUCCCAGAUAUGACCUACCAAUCCCUAUAUCCGUUAUGAUAGGUCUUUCUAACUCAGAAUUUAUCAUCCCUUCAAUCAUAGAACAAAUGCUUUGACGAAGAGAAAUUUCGAUCAUACACUGCUUAAAACGACAUUCUACACCCUAAUGCAAAGUAUAGAUGAGUCAUGUAGCUUCUGUUUAUAUAACAUUUGUUUUUCGUAUUAGGUAUCAUGAGGUAUUCUUGAUAUUGAAGUCACCUAUAUUCUA
Molecule: messenger RNA, 7657 nt
Organism: Schistosoma haematobium
Lineage: Eukaryota; Metazoa; Platyhelminthes; Trematoda; Strigeidida; Schistosomatidae
Product: Map microtubule affinity-regulating kinase
Exons: 10
Coding region: 2680-4470 (596 amino acids)
Biological process (GO): protein phosphorylation; intracellular signal transduction; microtubule cytoskeleton organization
Cellular component (GO): cytoplasm
Molecular function (GO): protein serine/threonine kinase activity; ATP binding; tau-protein kinase activity
Source: RefSeq, a predicted model, not a curated record